Anoplopoma fimbria (sablefish) is the source of this 1859-nucleotide messenger RNA. It is a transcript of the gene tlx2, whose product is annotated as T cell leukemia homeobox 2. Gene Ontology annotation, cellular component: nucleus. Gene Ontology annotation, biological process: regulation of transcription by RNA polymerase II; animal organ development. Lineage: Eukaryota; Metazoa; Chordata; Actinopteri; Perciformes; Anoplopomatidae. Gene Ontology annotation, molecular function: DNA-binding transcription factor activity, RNA polymerase II-specific; RNA polymerase II cis-regulatory region sequence-specific DNA binding. The transcript has 5 exons. The coding region runs from base 616 to 1782 and encodes 388 amino acids. The record is from RefSeq and is a predicted model, not a curated record.
GGAGGAGGUUUUGGCUGGAUGACCGAAUGGCAGCUUUUACGCAGAGGGUUGUCUCACCUGCUGAAACGCACUUCUUCUCCAUUCAGCACCACAGAGCCGUCUCUGGCUCUCACCUCCAAUUAACAUCUCUGAGAGGUCAGAGCUCCGUCUCCUCUUUGGGUUUCUUUGGUUCCGUCUGUGGCUCUGGUGUCCGACUCAUACCCUCUGCGAACAAAGCGCAUCCAGAGAACUGAAGCACGGAUUUUUCUUUUAUUUUUCCUAUCUGUAAGUACUCAGGAUAACCAUUUGGCAUUUUUUUGUUUUUUGUAUCUUUUUCCUUCUUAGGCUUGCCUUGUAUGUGUGUGUGGUUCUUCACGCUGGUUAAAGAUGGAUAUGCUUUUUCUGAGCCCGGUGGAAAGGCAUCUCAUUUAGGGAACAGCCGACCCAGAUGCUGGACAAAAAGAAUGGCAAGGUUUUGGAGAGAGCUGGACACGUUAUUGGUUUCCUGGGAGUAGAUCAGGCCUGUGUGGAUGCUUGAAAACACACAAAUCCAAUACUGCAGCACAUCCAAACAUCUCACAGAAUCACUAUAUGACAAAAACAAGUCUGACAACACAGCAAAUACAAUAAAAAACUAUGGAGCACACAGGCAUCGAGGAGGUGAACCAGACGCACCAGCAGCAGCAUGAACCCAUCAGCUUCGGGAUCGACCAGAUCCUCAACAGCUCGGACCAGUCCAGUGGCUGCAUGCUGCCCAACCGGACCGGAGACCCGGAUUACACACUGGCUCCAAAUGUCUACAGCAAUGGUUACAACAGUGUCUACAACCCGGCCUGCUCCAUGGCUGCAGGUCUGGCCGGCUCCUACAAUGUCAACAUGAACAUGAAUGUCAGCAUGAACAUGAACAUGAAUGUCAAUGUGAACUCUGGAGGUGCCGGAGGGGUGAUCCGGGUCCCGGCUCACAGACCGAUGCCUCCUCCUCCUCCUCCUCCAGCCGCGGCCGCUCCUCAUCCUCCCUCCUCUGGGUGCAUCGGACCCGGCAUCGCCUCGGUGCCCGGCAUGGGGAUGGGGAGCUCGGCCAACUUCACCUUCCCGUGGAUGGAGAGCAGUAGGAGGUUUGCCAAGGACAGACUAACAGGGGAGCAGGCAGAGGAAAGCCGAGCCGGAGAGGCCACAGGGGGGCCGGGGCCCGCCGGGUCCCUCUGUCCUCUCCCCAAGGGAGACAUCGGCAGGGUCCCCGUCUGGAGCACUGUGGAGACGUUAGCUAAAUGCUAUUACCCCGAGCUCGCUCACCUGCGAGACGGCGGUGGCCUUCUAGCAGACUAUCCUUUUCCAAAGGGGGCUUGCCCAGCAGCCCUGUCACCCUUCUCCGUGACCCGUCGUAUCGGCCACCCUUACCAGAACCGGACGCCGCCCAAGAGGAAAAAGCCUCGCACCUCCUUCAGCCGGGUGCAGAUCUGCGAGCUGGAGAAACGCUUUCAUCGUCAGAAAUACCUGGCGUCAGCUGAGCGAGCGACCUUGGCCAAGGCCCUUAAAAUGACGGACGCACAAGUCAAGACCUGGUUUCAGAACAGACGGACAAAAUGGCGGAGACAGACUGCAGAGGAGAGAGAGGCCGAGAGGCAGCAGGCCAACCGGCUGAUGCUGCAGCUUCAGCAGGAAGCGUUCCAGAAGACGUUGAGCCAGCCGCUGCAGCCGGACCCCCUCUGCCUGCACAACUCCUCCCUCUACGCCUUGCAGAACCUGCAGCCCUGGGCCGACGACAUUGACGGUCUAAGAGAGAGGAGGGCACUUUAUCCAUAAGUGCCGGGAAACAAAUGGACACCUCUGUACAUGCCCAACUACCAAGACUGCCCCCUCCCCCACCCACCCACCCCCAC